AACCCUUUAACUUAUUAUUAAUUCACACACACGUGUGAAGUUUGAAACAACUUGUAUCAUAAAAAGGGGCCACACACAUCUUCUUCACCCAAUUCAAAACCACACUCACAAACUCUCUGUUUCAUCCCCAUAACCACCACACAACAAACUGCAAUUAUACAUACAUAUUAUACAUACAGAUAACUGAAUUUAUAACAAAUUCAAACAUGCCUAGAAGUAUACAGCCGUUGGACGUCGGAGUUCAGAUCCCCUACCAUUUCCGAUGUCCGGUUUCGCUCGAGCUGAUGACAGAUCCGGUAACCGUCGCCACCGGUCAGACAUACGAUCGUUCGAGCAUCGAGUCAUGGAUAGCCACCGGAAACAUCACGUGUCCGGUAACUCGUCUUCCUCUAACUGAUUUCACACUCAUUCCAAACCACACGCUCCGCCGUUUGAUCCAGGACUGGUGCGUUGCGAACAGAUCGUACGGUGUAGAACGAAUUCCUACACCGAAGCAGCCUGCUGAUCCGAUCGUUGUCCAAUCGUUGCUUAAACAAGCAUCGUUAGCGUCUAAUUCACGGCUCGUGAGGAUUACGGCGAUUCGCCGACUCAGAGGACUUGUUCGUGACUCGGAGAAGAAUCGAUUAGUUAUUUCGACGAAUAAAGCGAGUGAGAUUUUGCUCGAUGUGUUGUUUUCUGAAACGGGUCGUAACUCGUCCGAGUUGAUUCAUGAGUUACUUGCGAUUCUAGCGGUUCUUCCGAUUUCCGAAACGGAGUGUGUUCUAGUAUCUUCUGUUCCCGAUCGAGUUUCGUAUUUGAUUUUUCUGUUAUCGCACUCGUCGAUUGACGUCAGAGUCAACACGGCGGCAUUGAUUGAAACCGUUAUCGCCGGAACGAGUUCACCGGAACUCCGAGCGGAAAUCAGCAGUCACGACGAGAUCUUCGACGGAAUAAUCGGAAUUUUAGAUUAUCCGUUAUCGUAUCCGCGAGCUUUAAAAAUCGGAAUCAAGGCGUUGUUCGCACUCUGCAUCGUGAAACAACACCGUCACAAGGCGGUGGAAGCAGGUGCGGUGGAGGCGGUUAUUGACAGACUGCCGGAUUUUGAAAAAUGCGACGCCGAAAGAGCGUUGGCGACGGUGGAAUUAUUGUGCCGGGUACCGGAAGGAUGCGCGGCGUUUGCGUCUCAUGCGCUUACGGUGCCGUUGCUAGUGAAGGUUAUUUUGAAGAUCUCGGACCGUGCGACGGAGUAUGCUGCCGGAGCACUGCUGUCGCUUUGUUCCGCCGUUGAACGGUUGCAGGUUGAGGCGGUGGCUGCCGGAGUUUUGACUCAGUUGCUGUUGCUUGUACAGAGCGAUUGUACGGAACGAGCGAAGAGAAAAGCGCAAACGCUGUUGAAACUUUUGAAGAACUCGUGGCCGGAAAAUUACGUCAUGAAUUCGAAUUACUUCGCGUGCAGCGACGUCGUUCCGUUUUGAAUUUUUUUUAAUUACUUUUUUUACCCAUUUGUUUUAGUCCACUCCUUUUGUUUUUCCAAGUUUAUAGGAAAAAAAAAGUAAAAUGAAAAAAAAAAACGAGAACAGGAAGUUUCUAGAAGUGUAUAGGAUACAUAGGAGACGGGUUGGUGUAUGUAAGAAUGUAUUUUUUUCUUGUGUUUUGUAAAUGUGAUCUGAUAGUUGAAUAUGAGUUAACUGAAAGAAAUAUACAAAAAUUUUUAUACUAA
Molecule: messenger RNA, 1699 nt
Organism: Helianthus annuus (common sunflower)
Lineage: Eukaryota; Viridiplantae; Streptophyta; Magnoliopsida; Asterales; Asteraceae
Product: U-box domain-containing protein 26
Exons: 1
Coding region: 207-1454 (415 amino acids)
Biological process (GO): protein ubiquitination
Molecular function (GO): ubiquitin protein ligase activity
Source: RefSeq, a predicted model, not a curated record